AUGACAAACCGACUUCAGCAACUGACUGCAAGUGCUGAGCAAAAGGAUUCUGAGCUGAAUGAACUAAGAGCUACAAUUGAGGCCUUAAAACGACAAAGUGGACUGACUAACACUGACCCUGUAUUAAGCCCAAGCGUUGGCCGACGUCAUACUUCUCCUGCGUCAGGAGGCUGUGAAGCAGGCAUCAUUCGUCAGAUGUCCUCGGACAGUAUGUCCAGCAUCAAUAGUUUAUCGAGUGCCUGUAGUGCGGCAAGUCAGCAAUCAGCAGCCACAGAUGGAGACAUUGGCAAAAAGAAGAAUAAAAAAAAGGGCUGGUUGCGUAGUUCAUUCAGCAAAGCCUUCUCUCGCAAGAAGAAUAAGCACGGAUCCAUGUCAGAUGUAGAGCCGGAUACUGCGAGUUUGCGAUCUAAUUGCUCAGCUCCAAACUCGCCAUUGUUGCAGCUCUCUCAUCUCAAUGGACCAGGCUCAAUUAAAGGUUCACAUUCUUCGGGAGCAAUUUGCGAAUCAGAAGACUCUACUGUUAGUGAAUUACGCAAACAACUCCGUGAAAAAGACAUGAAGUUGACAGACAUUCGUCUGGAAGCUCUUACAUCAGCACAUCAGCUGGAACAACUGCGGGAGACCAUGAAUAAAAUGAGAAAUGAAAUGAGUGCUUUGAAGGCAGAUAAUGAUCGUCUAACCCGAAUGGUUACCACAAAAAAUCUGAAUAUGUCAACAUCUUCCCUACAUCACCAAGUUAGUAACGACUCUUUGGAUCGCAGUUUAAGCUUGACUUCAUCAGACCAUGGCAGUCUGGGUCGAAGAAAACAAAAAAUGGGAAUGAAAUCUCCAACACAAUCAGAUAUUAUGCAGAUUCCAGAAACACCUGACAGAGAAGGAAAGCGUGUCACAAUCACAGUUUACCUGGGAUCUAAUCCAGACCCAUUCAGAACCCCAGAGAAACUUCCAGAGGUUCUAAUUGGUUCAUUGUCUGUAAGUGGAAAAACAAAGUGGGACAUCCUAGAUAAUAUUGUUAGAAAAAUAUUUAAGGAAUAUGUUUUAAGAAUUGAUCCAGUUACCAACUUAGGAUUAAGCGCUGAGAGUGUUUUCUCCUAUCACAUUGGUGAAAUUGUCCGCACAAAAGAUGCUGAAGUGCCGGAGCUAUUACCAAUUGGCUACUUGGUUGGUGAUACCAUGCAAAUUGGUAUUUGCCUUAAAGGUACCAAACAAAAUAGUGUCGACUCACUGGCAUUCGAGACUCUAAUCCCAAAAUCCAUUAUUCAGAGGUAUGUUUCCCUAUUACUGGAACAUCGGAGAAUUAUCUUGUGUGGACCAAGUGGAACAGGAAAGACCUAUUUGGCACAGAAGUUGGCAGAACACUUGGUACUAAGAUCUGGGCGUGAGCUGACUGCUGGUUCAGUUGCCACGUUCAAUGUGGACCAUAAGUCUGGCAAAGAAUUACGUCAGUACCUGUCCAACAUUGCUGAACAGUGCGAAAGCACCAGUGCAGGCGAACUGCCCAGUGUUAUCAUUCUGGACAACUUGCACCAUGUUGGAUCUUUGGGAGAAGUCUUCAAUGGCUUCUUGAGUGUCAAAUACCAAAAGUGCCCUUAUAUAAUUGGAACCAUGAACCAAGCUACCUGCUCCACUACCAACCUUCAACUCCACCACAACUUUAGGUGGGUUCUGUGUGCAAAUCACAUGGAACCAGUUAAGGGAUUUCUAGGUCGAUAUUUACGGCGCAAACUUGUUGAGGCUGAGGUGCACAUGGGUACCAGAAACAACGACCUCAACAAAAUCAUUGAUUGGAUCCCGAAAGUGUGGCAACACCUAAACAAAUUCUUGGAAACACACAGCUCAUCAGAUGUUACUAUUGGUCCCAGACUUUUCUUAUGUUGUCCUAUGGACAUUUCUGGUUCUCAAGUCUGGUUCACAGAUCUUUGGAAUUAUUCCAUUGUUCCCUACCUUUUGGAUGCUGUUAAAGAAGGCCUACAAUCACGUAAACUGAAUGACAAUGAGGUUUAUGGAAAGAGAGCCCCCUGGGAAGAUCCAGCUGAAUGGGCAAUAGAAAGUUAUCCCUGGGCCAAUUCAGGCAAUCAUGAUGCACCAUCCUUGCAACGCCUGCGUCCAGAAGAUGUAGGAUAUGACACUCAAGGUGUGCCCCCAGAUUCUCCUCAAACUAAACGGGAGAAUAAUACAUCAAGUGAUGGCAUAGAUGGUGACCCCUUGGUUGGUACCUAUUACUUUUUUGCCUUCCCCCCUUUUCUUCCUUCCGUCCAGUCAACUCUGGAUCAGGCAUCAAGUAAGAAAAGGUGA
Messenger RNA from Acanthosepion pharaonis, 2295 nucleotides. NCBI's taxonomy places the organism in Eukaryota, Metazoa, Mollusca, Cephalopoda, Sepiida, Sepiidae. The record is from the annotation of a GenBank genome assembly.